CCAGAGGGACAUUUGGAGUGUCUUCUUAAAGUGCACAAUCUGCUGGGCUGGGUCGAUGAUGGAGAGCACAGGAGGGCCGUAUCUGAACAUGGCUGCAGUGACAUCCCCCGUGGGAAUAGCCCGUUCGCUGCAGAUGGCGUUUGGAUGCACCACCUUCAGCCUGGUGGUACACCAGGGAGGGUUCAGCGCGGCAUAUGGCACUUUCUGCAUGUUUGUCUGGACCUUCUGUUUCGCCAUCACUGUUUUCAUUCUGGCCUGCGAGUUCACACGCCUGCACGGCUGCCUGAGCCUCUCCUGGGGGAACUUCACCGCUGCCUUCGCCAUGCUGGCCACCCUUAUGUCUGUCACGGCUGCUGUCAUCUACCCCCUCUAUUUUGUCCAGCUGGAUUGCUACCCCAUCGGCUGCAAGGUGAGAGAUUUCCGCAUUGCAGCCAGUGUCUUUGCAGGUCUCCUUUUUGUGGCCUAUGCUGCUGAGGUGUUCUUAACCAGGGCAAAACCGGGACAAGUCACAAGCUAUAUGGCCACCGUCUCCGGGCUCCUGAAAAUUGUGCAGGCUUUUGUGGCCUGCAUCAUCUUUGGGGCGCUGGUGAAUGACAGCCAAUACAGCAAAUAUGCAGCAACGCAGUGGUGUGUGGCUGUCUACAGCUUCUGCUUCGUGGUGACGGUGGUGGUGGUGGCCUUUAGCGUCACGGGUAAGACCGCCCUGCUGUGGUUUCCCUUCGAGCGCUCUGUGGUUGUCUACACCUUUGGGGCUGUGCUACUGUACAUCAGUGCCGCUGUGAUCUGGCCUGUCUUCUGCUUUGACAGCAAGUACGGCUCACCCUGGCGCCCUGCUGCCUGUGCCAAGGGCCGCUGCCCCUGGGACAGCCAGCUGGUCAUCGCCAUCUUCACCUACGUCAACCUGCUGCUCUAUGUGGUGGACCUGGCGUACUCCCAGCGCAUCCGCUUUGUCUCACACCUCUGAAGCACCGCCCAGAGCCGUCCCAGCACCAUCAGCAACCACAGCCAGGGAUGCAGCAGGAGACAGGGUCCAGGGAAGGUAGGUGAGGACCUGGCAUGACGCAAGAACCAUCAACCAAACUUCAAGGUCAAGACCAACUGGAGCAGUGAGUCAGUGACCUGCCAUAGGUGGGCUGCAGCUGGUGAUGUGAGGAGCCCACCCCUCAUCAUUCCACAUCUGCCUGGUGCCCAAGCAAAGGAACAAUGGAGCUCGAAACAUGCAAAAUGGCCUUUCAUCUCCAUGUGGCAAAACACUGGCUGCAACUGCAGGUCUGCAGGCUGCUAGAUUCCAGAGCCAAAUAUUAGGAAAGACAGUGAGGAUUUUGAAACUGUUACCAGUGCUUAACCAUAAUCAAGUCACUACGCAGGAAGUGGGAAAGUUAAAAGCUGCACCAAGGAACACCAGUUCUAGAGACAAAAAACAAUCCCUCAGAGUUUGGAUUAGUUUGAGCUGUGUGGUGAGACAUGAAAUGCUUGCAAGUGUGGGAAAUUCCAGUCGGGAUGUUUCUGAGAACAUCAUAGCUAUAAUACUCAAAAUGCCAUUACCAGUCCUUUAUCUUCCUCUCCUCUCCUUUGUUGUUUAGCACAGAAAAUCCUCAAGCAUGCACCUUGGGGGGAAACACGGGAUAUUCCUGUUUAGCAAACACUGAGUCAUUACAGAAAUGAAAAUUUGUGACAUCAGGGUUCUGCUGCCAAGAAACAGGGUGCAGAACAGAGCUGAACUGCAAAAUAACGGUGUGUAACUUGAAAUCC
Calypte anna (Anna's hummingbird) is the source of this 1752-nucleotide messenger RNA. It is a transcript of the gene MYADML2, whose product is annotated as myeloid associated differentiation marker like 2. The record is from RefSeq and is a predicted model, not a curated record. The transcript has a single exon. Gene Ontology annotation, cellular component: membrane. The coding region runs from base 56 to 964 and encodes 302 amino acids. Lineage: Eukaryota; Metazoa; Chordata; Aves; Apodiformes; Trochilidae.